AUGAAAUCACUAUCUAUAGCGGUCUUAAAUACGCACCAUUUACGUAUAAAACAAUUUAAAAGAUGUAUUUUUUUUACGUUGAAUACUUUGGAUUUUAUUUAUCCUAAUUCUUUUCAAAAAAUAGCAAAAAUAACGGGAUUUUCAGGUAAUCCUUUUUUGACAAAAAUAUCAGUGAUUGAAAACACAGAUAGACAGAAUACUAAGCCAUAUAUAUCUAUUCUUGGGGAUAUUUAUUUUUCAGAUGAUUAUACAAACAUUGGACCUAGAAUUCUUCAAGCGAUUGAGCGAAAACUUCAUCUUCAACCAUAUCACCCUUUAUCAAUUUUACGACAAGUGAUAGAAUCUCAAUUUGAUACAUCUCAUUAUGAAAUAUUUAAUGAUUUUUCCCCUGUUGUUAGUAUAGAGAAAAAUUUUGAUCUUCUUGAUUUUCCGACCAAUCAUCCUGGUCGUGAUCGCACAGAUACAUAUUAUAUCAACAGAAAUCAUGUUUUACGUACACAUACAUCAGCGCAUCAGAUAGAUGCAUUUAAAAAGAUGAAAAAAGAAGGAUUUUUGAUAAGCGCAGAUGUUUAUAGAAAAGACGAAAUUGAUAAAAAUCAUUAUCCUAUUUUUCAUCAAAUGGAAGGAGUAAGACUCUGGACGAAAAGCGAUCAAAGAUCAAUGAAAGAAAUUGUAAAAGUGCCAAAUAUUAACGUUUCAUGUUCAGAGAUUAUUAUUGAAGAUACUACUCUUCCAUUUCAUACAGAACGGAAUCCACUACAAAAAAAUCAUCGGGAAGACGAUAUUAAAAUAAUAGGGAAACAUUUAAAAAAAACACUAGAGAGAAUAAUUAUUUAUAUACAUGAGUUAUCAUGUCAAUUUCGUAAUUUAUCAGACAAAAGUAUUCAUUUUCCUUUGAAAAUCCGUUGGGUUGAAUCAUAUUUUCCAUUUACAAGUCCUUCAUGGGAACUAGAAAUAUUUUGGGAAGGAAAGUGGUUAGAAAUAUGUGGCUGUGGUAUUAUAAAACAUAAGCUACUUGAAAUUGCGGGUAUGUCCAAUCAAAUUGGUUGGGCAUUUGGACUUGGCUUAGAGAGGAUUGCUAUGAUAUUUUUUAGGAUACCAGACAUUAGACUUUUUUGGUCUCAAGAUCAGAGAUUUUAUGAGCAAUUUUCUCCAGGAAAAAUAACUGUAUUUCAGCCUUAUUCAAAAUAUCCACCAUGUUAUAAAGACAUUGCAUUUUGGGUUAGCGAAGAAGAUAAUACUUGUACAUCGUUAAUAAAAAAAAAUAAAUUUCAUGAGAAUGAUUUCAUGGAAAUUAUAAGAAAUAUAGGAGGCAAUCUAAUUGAAGAAGUUAAAUUGAUUGAUCAAUUCAUACAUCCAAAAACGAAAAAAAAAAGUUUAUGUUAUCGAAUUAAUUACCGAUCUAUGGAUAGGUCACUUUCCAAUCAAGAAGUGAACAUACUUCAAGGAAAGAUUAGGGAACUUAUUAUAAAAGAAUUCGAUAUAGAACUUCGAUAG
Molecule: messenger RNA, 1497 nt
Organism: Pneumocystis jirovecii RU7
Lineage: Eukaryota; Fungi; Ascomycota; Pneumocystomycetes; Pneumocystales; Pneumocystaceae
Product: phenylalanine-tRNA ligase
Exons: 4
Coding region: 1-1497 (498 amino acids)
Biological process (GO): phenylalanyl-tRNA aminoacylation
Cellular component (GO): mitochondrion; cytoplasm
Molecular function (GO): ATP binding; phenylalanine-tRNA ligase activity; tRNA binding
Source: RefSeq, a predicted model, not a curated record